AUGUUGGAUAAAACGAUGCAGGAUACAACGAACAAGCAGCCACCAGCAGCAGCGGCUAGACCACAGCAUCAGAAACCUCAUCCCGAGCAGCCGAAACGACUGCGAACGUCGGACACUACAUCAUCACCUUCAUCGCAGCAACCGAACAGCACGGUGCAAAGGGAACAACUACUGCCGGUAUCGGUACCGUUGCCACAGCAACACCCAUCGAAACAGCUCCAGCUGCACCUACAGCAAGAGCAGGAACUUUCGGCUAUACAGGAAAAACCAUCAGAACACGUCCAAAUUCAUUGCCAACCGGUCGGUACGACCGGAACGACGGUACCGCGGCUCGAAACGCCGGUCAAACCACCCAAAGACGGCACGGGAACCGGUGCGCCAGUGUCCUUUUCCUUCUACAAGACAAUCAAUACGGUGAUCAAGAGCAGCCGCAAAAUUAUAGUGCGCGUUUGCGAGGUAACCAAUGUAAAGACCAAGCUCAAGAUGUUCAAUCUCUACUCGACGAUGAACAAGCGCAAUGGCGCGGACGAUAAGGAGGCGAAGGAGGUCGAAACGACCGGCCACGAUCGGUUCUGUCAGGAACGACCAUCAAGGUCGAGCUACCGGCGGAAAAAGAGAAAAAUGAGACGUGCCCAGUCGGCGGCAGAAUUCCAGGAACCGCGCACCGAACCACCCCUUACGGCGGCCAGCAAACGCAUGUUGUUCAGAGGUCGGUCCAUCAGCUCCGAGCACGACAACAACUCGGAGACCGAACAUUCCGAACGGUCGCCACUGGUCAGCGCCAAGCUCGACUCGCUGGCCAAAUUCCUCUUCAGCCGGAGCCUGCUGCAGGAUAGUACGAGCGCGGCCAAAGAGAACGAUUCGCCGACAAGACACAGCGUGCGCUACCAGCAGUAUACGGCUCUGGACAGUGGUAUCGGGGCGCCAGAUCGCAGCCCGCGGGAACGAGCGGCACGGGAACGGGCGUAUGCCGCAUGCCAGGAAUGGCUACAGAACACGGGCGGCCGGUACGAGUCCAUCGCACACCUAGAUGAUAUCGGAUCGCGCUCCAAUAAGCACUGGUUCCUGCUGAACGAUUGCACGAUACGUACCGAUCGGCUUAUGACGCUGCUACCAUUACCUCCCGAUUGUAUUGCCUUAGAAGAGUUGCCGCCCUCCGAAUGUCCCCAGGGAGUGCUGAUGGAGCUGCUCGGCUCGCUGCAGCAUCCGUACAUUUAUCCGGUGCUAGAUCUAGGUUUUUUCCCCUCCGAUUCCCACCAGUACACCAGUCUCGUGAUGCCAUUCAAUCCCCGCGGUAGCCUGAAGGAUCUUAUCUACAAGUCACAAUGGAAUGAACCGUGGAGUCGCAAGUACACGCGAAAGUCUACCUGUUUGCCCUUGUCCCAGGUACAGCGGCUGGGGCGACAGAUUCUGGAGGCACUGCUGUUCCUACGCGAGCGCGGCAUUCCUUCGCACGGUCAUCUGCAUAGCGGCAAUGUCAUCCUGCAGAAUGGAGUUGCUCGAUUAUCCGGCUUAGAGAAUGGACUGCUUGGACUGAACUCGCGCGUAAACGCCGUCAUCUGGGCACGAUCCGCACCGGACAUCGAUAACAUCGACGUCAUCUGCUUCGGUCACCUGCUGUUCGAGAUGUGUGCCGGAUAUGAGCUGACAUCACCACAGCCAACACCCGGCCACUACCAGCUCGAUCUCGAGCGAUAUCCACAGGUGGUCGAUGUACUACAGAUGAUCUUCGAGUCACCGGAUGGCCGCUACCCGACGGUGGAGGAGCUCGUGCUUUGUGAUAUUUUCCGCAAUAUCGAUUUACGAGAAAUGCGAGGAACAUGUGUGCCUUCCUUCAAACACGGUUUGAGCAGCUCCACCCUGAGCUUACUGAAUGCGGUACGGCGUCGCCAGGGAGCCAUCCUGAGCGGUUCGUAUAGCGAGGGAAGCUCGCCCUGUACACCACCAUCGACGCCACGUGAUCGAAAAACCGGUGAUGUAGAAUCCUCCGAUCUGUCUAGUAGUGAUUCUGAAGAUCUGUUAGAUGAAAUAGUUAUAGCGUCAGCCCGCAUCGACGAUCCAUGCCAUUACGAUCCACUGAGCUCGCCGAUACAUUACUGUGACAAUAAUGUCCACUCGGACGACAACAGCAAUAGUAACAACAACACAAUCAUUCGUAUAGAUUCGAUCGAAGAAGCGCACGGGGCCGGCACGUCAGCCACGGGGGCGUCGGUGGGAGCGGUUGCGGGCGGUUCGGGCGGGUCGGGUGCCGUCAGCCUCAAUCCGUCCUCCGCGUACAAGAACUCCAAGUCGCGCCGAAUGGAGUACAGCCGGCGCGGCAUGAUACUCGGGCUCAGCAACCCAUCGCAAGACUCCGCGUUCGGUUCCAUGACGGACGGCGAAUCGUCCAGGGCGUCCAGCUUUAAGCUGAGCAGUUUCGCCUCGAUGAACUCGCCGAUCGACGAGGGCGUCGAGGAUCUGCUGGUGGAGCAGGGUGGCGCCAGCGCUGCAGACAACCUUGCGACCACGAUUGCCAACAUGAAGUACAUCGAUUCGACCGGUUCGUCACCCUGUCACGACUAUCAUCACCAUUCGCAGUCGCAGGUGUUGCCACAAUCGUCGGGAUACAACGGAACCGGACCGUGUGCGGUGAGCAGCUCCCGGACGGAGCCCUCGAUCGCUUCCAGAGAUAUCUCGCCGAGUCGCUCGAGGUUCCUGGAACCACCCAAGCUCGUCAUUAACAAUCAUUCGUCGUCCACGACGAACUCUUCGCUGUGUUACACUCUUUCCCCGCUGCGCAAGUGUGCCACUACCGAGGUCUUCUCGCAGAAGUACCGUGUGUCCUCGUUCGAGGACAUGUCGUACAACUCCACGCGCAAGUCAAUCAAAAACACGAGCCGCAAGAUCUUCCGCUCGUUCGAAGAGGAGCGGCGCAUCGAUUCGGCAUUCAUGCCGAUCGACACCUCCCGCUCACAGCCUCCGCGUCCGGCGGGACAGUUGCAACCGCAGCUAUCACUACCGCCGAUGCUGGCCCCACCGUCAACACCGUCUCCAAAGCACGCACCGUCGCCAGUGUCCCCCGUGUCGAGAAAGAACCAUGCGUCCUACCAAAAUCUGCACACGAUCGUACCCACGGCUCGAGAGCGCGGUCUCCAGUGGCGCAGCAAUUUGAUCAAAUCGAACGAGUGUCUGUUUGAGACGUCCUUCAACAGUGUUCCGGCUGCGCACCAGCAGCAACCGCACGCUCAUCAGUUCCGCUCGGUUUCCAGUUUCUCGGGGGGUCCCCAUGUGGACAUGGAUCGUAUGCUCCGAACGCACGGUUCACAGGAUCUUCCUACAACCGAGAGUGGUAGCAUUGGGGAGAUGAGUUGUGAUCGCUUCAUACUGACUCCGGAACCACUGCCACCCGGCAGUCCCUCCUGUACCUUCUCGGUGACGUCCACAACGACAUCCUCGCCGGUGGCAUCGCUCGUCUCGACGAGCCGCCUGCGGCCGAACCGAACCGAUCGCCAGCAACUGUUCUCCCUGGCACGGUUCAAGCACAGCACAAUCCUGGACAGUGUGUCCAUCGAAGACUUCUCCUCGGAAACUUCGCUCCGGGUUGCUACCGGGCGUUCCAACAGUCCCGCCAGCCCAUGCCGUAGUGCGGCUAGUGCCACCUCCUCCACGUCGACUGGCGAUGGCGCUACACUAGAGUUUGAAGUUAAACCACUCUCUUCGGACGUAACCUGCACAUCGGAUGCUUCGGACACGGCCAGCGAAGAUGCCACGAGCGUCAGCACGACGGACACCUCCUUGCUCAAGUCACCGGUGCCACAGCGAUCGCCCAAUGCCGGGAACGCUGAUGCGAGCCGACACAAGCACGCACCGCGGGACGUACGCCAAUAUCUGGACGAUGCUGCCGGCAGCGAUGAGUUUGGAAGUGGCAAUGAGGAGAAAACGCCCCUGCUGGAUGGGAUGGAGCUGUCGCCAAUCUCGCCGACAGAAUCGGAACAAAUGUUGUGAUAAUAUCUGGGCCGGGUCGGGUGCGCAAACCGCUUUUCCGAUGACUUCGGUGACUCUGUUCAGGCCGAGAUACUGCUUUAAAAAGGGGAACGAUGUGGUCUCCUUGAGGUAGAUCAACCUGGCCAAGAGCGAAAGAGAAAAGAAAGAGAGAGAGAGAGAGAGAGAGAGAGAGGGACGAUGGUGAAUUCAAAGAGAAAAAAAAACAGAAGAAACAAAACAGGUCUUUUUAAUAGCAACAUUUAGAGAAAAAUGUUACAUUUUAUUAACCAACCUUCCUACUAACAGCAAAACCCCCAAAACAGUUCCAACCGGUAGAGUGCAAGAUGUUUCCCUUCUAAAGUCUAUUUAGAGAUUAAACGGCACCGGUAACGGUCCGUAGUUGUAGCAAAAUUCAUAGCUAAACCGUUGGUUCGAUUUUAAGAAAUUCUCAAGAGGAGUGGUAGAUUGAUCUGCCCUCUGCCAUACGAUACCAGCCUACUCGUACAGUACUGAGGACUGAAGUAUUUCCAGUAGAGUCGCAGUAUGUUUUAGCGUAGUCAACUUUCAGUAAAGUUUGACCUUUUACAACCGCCCCCCGGAUACAAUUGAAACAGGGACUUUAUUGCUUGCCAUGCGCAACACACUUUGCCAGCAUCUGAAUCUUCUAAUGUAGAACAAUUAAUAAUUCAAACUUUUCACAAAUUUUCUCUCCAAACUACCCAACUUGUCUGCUCUUUCAUGCUCAUCAACAUUCCUGGAAAGCGUGCGCAGUCCUCCCUUGAACAGAAUUAGGCGCCGUUGGAGAACCCGAUCCAGACGGACCCCGAGAAUACAGGCGUGCAAUGUAAACCAAAGGAACUAAGAACAAACGUCAAUCAAGGAUAAAAUCAGUAUUUAAACCAUAACGUUAGUGUGACAGGGGAUGGAAAAAUCGCGAUACAAUGUAUCACUUAGUGCUAGCAAACAAGCAGUAUAUUUUGGAAGUCAAUCACAAGUAAAUUCGAUCACGUUGGCACUGGCGUUAAGAAACAGCGGAUACGAUGCGAAGUGAACGCGUUAGCUUAAACGAGCAUAGUACACGAUCGGAUGUCGAGCAGAUACGAUGCUAUACAACAUUUUCUAACAAAAAGUAAAGGAAUUUCAACCUAUAUCCAGCGUGUGGGGCGCCAAUCGACGACGCAAUGUGAUGUGGACGGGAUAAAGACAGAACGCGAAUAGUAUUAGGGCUGUAUACAUUCAUACAAUUAUUUUAAACUACAUACACGAACAUGAUGCAGCUGAAACAAGUGAUCGGUAAGGAUUCGUCGUAUGGGAAGGUGAUCACUCUUCCGCUCGGAACAUCGCGACCGAGCGUGAAUGUAAAAGAUGCUAAUUAAAAGUGAGAAAGUAUGUCGUAAUUAAUGUUAACGGCUGUCGUUCGUGUAAGAAACUAGCAAAAAUUCAAAGAUAUCUAACACACUACUUUCGUUCCUUAGACGACUUAAAACCACAGCUCGGAUAGUAAUAAGCCAACCGUCGUAAGUAAUAUUCCGCAUUACUCGAAACCUGUACACGUUGAGGCCAAACAUAAACGAGCAAACGAAAGUGUUCGAAACUAUGACUAACGGAGCAUUCGCAUUUUUUACUAUAGAGUCGAGUUAAACUACACACUAACAACAGUUAACUCUAUGCUCAUUUCAUCUUUUCUAUCGAUUGUUGUUUUUUUUUAUUUUUGCUUCUAUUUCUUAAACCGAUUCUCUCUGUAUAUUGAAGGAUGCAGUUUUCCGCCUUAUGUGUUACCAUUUCCAAUGCACACCAAUAAUGUAGAAGCUUUCGAGGGAUAAUCAAUGCAUCUGUACAAAGAUUCAUCAAAAAGUAAGUGCAUUCGCAAGGCGAGCGAAUCGGGGUCGAACGGAAGUCUCACUUAAAGGGCAUAGAUUGCUGUAACCGUUGAUAGAACAAUUUCAGAACCGUCCCUAAUAAUCACAAUACCUUUUAGGAGUUAAUACAGUCACACGCGAACAGGCCGAAGAAUUUCCCAAUGUACUUAUGGAAAGAUUUACUCUUACACGUACAAGCACUUUUCAACUCGCAAGGCUAACAACAUGAUCGUAUUUCAGAGAAAAGCAUCUUCACUAGCGUACAUGUGUAGCGAAACACUUGAACAACAAAAAAAACACAGGAAAAUACUUAACUGCUCAAUUGACACAUACCAAUAAGCGUAACUGUACUAAACUAGAGACAAACCCACAAUAAACGGUUUUAAUUUGAUGGGUCCAAUGCUAAACAUCGAUCGGUUUUUCUUCAUUGGGGGCAAGUGAGAUAAUUGUAAGGAAAAGUUUAACUUUUUAAUUUUACAUCCUGUAAUAGUAACUAGAUCGUUUCAUUUCAUGCUUACAGACACACACACACACAUCCACAUCCCGAUCUGCAUAAGCUUAUGGCAAACUCCACAAAACCCUAUUAACCAUGCAUAUUCGAAAAAGAAUAAAGCUACAGAAUACAAUCAGUAAAAGCGGCCAUGUUGACGAACGAGAUGGAACACACACACUAAUAGUUGACUAAAACUUCCGAGCUUGAUCAUUAUAGAAAAGAAAGAUGAAUAUAACGUACACACACGAUCCUACGCAGAUGGAAAACCCCAAUAAAUCAACAAAGAAACAUCAUUAUAACUGAAACAAAAUAGAAUGUAAUUAGUGCCCAUCGAAUGGACAAAUGGUAUCCACAGCCCUGUAGUGGCACAACAUUAACAUAAAUGAACCGGACGCUAGAAAAAUCAAUCCACGGCUAGAGAGAGAAAGAGAAGAUUCGAUCAAUAACUAUUUCGCGAUAGCAGCAUACCCAACUAACAAAACAAACCGGAAAGUACGUAUAAAAAAACCGUGUAGGGAAAGAAGUUUCAUAGCAAUUUUGCUGUUUCGCAAGCUCCAUUUUGUUACAUUCUACCCAGUUACGCAAUUAUACCCCUUUCCAGUCAAAAAGCUUUAACGGAGUCUCGUUUCACAAACCUUCAGAAGUUUGGGACAAAAUCAAACAACAUUACGUUCGCAUUUGUUGAAGGACUGUAGGAGCAUAGCUAACGUGUACUACACCAUUGUUCAAACUUACAACAAGUUCCGUUUAAGUUUGGGUUUAAAGAGCGAAGGGAUGUAGCGAACAUACAAAAAUGCCCUUUCUUGCCCGCUUGAUUCAUCGCCAAUUUUCUUCGCUCAUUUGCGAAGUCAUAUCAAAGUCCAAAUUCAAAACGAAUUCUAGCAAUAAAA
Molecule: messenger RNA, 7205 nt
Organism: Anopheles moucheti
Lineage: Eukaryota; Metazoa; Arthropoda; Insecta; Diptera; Culicidae
Gene: Slob
Exons: 11
Coding region: 1-3984 (1327 amino acids)
Source: RefSeq, a predicted model, not a curated record